Molecule: messenger RNA, 405 nt
Organism: Colletotrichum abscissum
Lineage: Eukaryota; Fungi; Ascomycota; Sordariomycetes; Glomerellales; Glomerellaceae
Product: translation initiation factor 1A/IF-1
Exons: 2
Coding region: 1-405 (134 amino acids)
Biological process (GO): translational initiation
Cellular component (GO): nucleus
Molecular function (GO): RNA binding; translation initiation factor activity
Source: RefSeq, a predicted model, not a curated record
AUGGGCAAACCAAAGCGCUCCGCCCUUCAGGCGGCUGAAGACACUCUGACCCCUCCGGCAACCUUGGAAAAGAACCAGGCCAUCGUGCGCGUCGUCAAGGCCGAGGGCAACAACCUCUAUGCCUGCGAGCUGCCCAACAAGAAGGACUUUAUCCUCGAGCUCGCCCAACGUUUCCGCAACACGAUAUGGAUCAAGCGCGGCGGCUUCGUCUUGGCCGAGAGAUACGAGGAGAACGACGGGCGUGUCAUGGGCGAAAUCAUCAACGUCGUUCGCGACGAGAAGGCCUGGCGCAAGCAAGCUUACUGGCCCAAGGAGUUUGUCAAGACCAACACGUACGAAGACAGCGACGAAGAAGAGUCCAAUGUGGGCAAGAUGCCGCCAUCCGAUUCCGAGGACGACUACUGA